AUGGAUGGUUUUGGAUUUUCGGAGGCAUUUCAGAGGGCGAACGUUAUCGUCAAUCUUCCAGCCAAACAGCAAAAGGAGGUUCUUGACCUACUCUUCGAUCCGCAAACGGGGGCGGGAAUGACGAUAUUGCGCAUCGGUAUUGGUUCAUCCCCAGAUUCAAGCAGCGACCACAUGAAUUCUAUUGCACCCAAGAGCCCCGGGUCUCCUAGUGCCGCUCCAAAUUAUAUUUGGGAUGGGAAAGACAGUGGCCAGUUGUUCGUCGCCAAGCAAGCAUAUACCUAUGGUGUCAGGACAUUUUAUGCCAACGCAUGGAGCGCACCGGGAUAUAUGAAGACGAACAACAACGAGAAUAACGGUGGGUAUCUAUGUGGAGUCAGUGGGCAUGGCUGCUCCAGCGGCGAUUGGAAACAAGCCUAUGCAAAUUACCUCGUCCAAUAUGUAAAUGCAAGUUAUGCCAGCAUGCUCUCAUCCGGAACACAAGCAGCAGAUUUCAUCAAAGUUCUUUCCCCGACUAUCAAGGCGGCCAAUCUCUCAACCGGUAUCAACUGCUGCGACUCUGAGGGUUGGUCCAACCAGGCCAGCAUGACUUCCCAGAUCAGAUCGGCGGGUGCCGAGUCUCUCCUCUCAGUCAUCACUUCUCACCCGUAUACCAGCUCCCCUGGAAACCCUCUCAGCACGACCCGGCGGGUUUGGCAGACUGAGAACGCGGAUUUAAAUGGGGCAUGGCAGACAGCAUUUUACAGCUCUGGUGGAGCGGGAGAAGGUAUGCGCUGGGCCUCGCUGAUCCAUACUGCGGUGGUGAAUGCAAAUUGUAGCGCCUAUCUGUAUUGGAUUGGCCUCCAAACCGGCAACACAAACUCCAAGCUUAUAUCGGUUUCUGGCACCACCUAUAGUGUUUCCAAGCGGCUAUGGGCAUUUGGGCAGUUUGCCAGGAGUGCAAAACCAGGGUCCGUCAGAGUAGGAACCUCAGGAGGCGGGAACGGCUUGCAAAUGAGUGCAUAUCUGAAUACGGAUGGAACUCUAGCUAUGGUGGUCAUUAAUACAGGUGCAAGCGCAGCGAGCUUGAGUAUUAGCACUAACGGAGAUUUUGCGGCGACGAAGGUCACUGCAUGGCUCACAGAUAAUACACAUGACAUGAGUACAACUACGGCGAGCAUUUCGAGCGCUGGGGUGGUGACAGGGAGUGUUCCUGGGAGGGCGAUGGUGAGUUUUGUGCUGGAGAAAUAA
Venustampulla echinocandica is the source of this 1227-nucleotide messenger RNA. RefSeq names its product (Trans)glycosidase. Lineage: Eukaryota; Fungi; Ascomycota; Leotiomycetes; Helotiales; Pleuroascaceae. The transcript has 2 exons. The coding region runs from base 1 to 1227 and encodes 408 amino acids. Gene Ontology annotation, biological process: sphingolipid metabolic process. The record is from RefSeq and is a predicted model, not a curated record. Gene Ontology annotation, molecular function: glucosylceramidase activity.